UAAACCAACAAUAAUGGAGUUUUGCAUUGAUACUCUGCUCCCAACUAAUAUGCAUGCACAUUUGUUCAAUUUGUGGUAGUUAGACUUGUAAUUACUUGACUUGUUGAUUUGAUUGCUUAACUAUUGUAACUAUGGAUGGUGAACUAGAAGAGAUGUCUAGAGUUAGUAGUAGAGAAAGCAGCCACAAGGAUGUGGACACAUCAAGGAACAGCCUCAAAGUAGGCACCAAUAAACUCAACGUGAAAAUAAAAGACGAGAAAAAAAUUGGUUUCGAACGCGACGCGGAUUCAAUUGGCAGCACUGGCAGUACAGGAGACGGGCACCACAAGGUGCCAAACAAGAUCAUUGCCAAUUGGAGACAUGCAUGCGAUCGCACCCGGGAUAGGACCCGAGACUUACUCAAAAGAUGGAGGACACUACCCGAAUUUGAUCCAUCCGCCAGUUCGCCCACCGCUGGCGGCAGUGUGGGACAAAAGACAGAAAGUCUUCAGCGCGAAAGCGGCUGGAGUGUGCACGUCUGGACCACUUGGGUCGACCGCUUCAGCAUCGACAUGGAGACCGGCGUGAACGAAGGCCACUAUCAACUUACGCCGAUUCAGACGAAUAAAUUUUCACACUUCUUUCGAACUUUACUCGAUCACGAUCAGGACGAACUCAUCAGCGAACAGGACAUUGAGACUUUAGUCGAGCGUUUAAGACACUUUGCUGAUUGGGACACAUACUCCCCCGAGUACAACAUCCUGCGCGAAAUCGAACGUGGGUUUAUCGCGUCGUUCCUAACCGGCUUUGAUGAUGAAAAACUUGGAUUUCAAGUAAAUAAACAACCAUACCUGACCAUUGAAGGCUGGUUGUUCAAAUGGGCCCAGAUGAUCUCCGGCAGCAAGAAUUUAUCGGACUUCCCAGUCUGGCUGCAAUACUUCGUCAAGGUGCUCUUUCAAGUAAUAAACCGCAGCGGCAGCGGUAUAAUCACACGCGACGAAUUGAGCGCGUUUUAUUCUUCGGUGCUUUGUCUUGACACAACCAAAGUAGGCGAAAUCCUCGACGUCUCCUACCAGGCGAUGACAUCCAAUGGCGACCAUGCGCUCACGUUCAAAGCUUAUCGCCUCUGCUUCUCGAAUUAUUUGCUGGGCCGCUAUCCGAACGGCCCGGGCCAGUUCAUAUUCGGCGCGCCGCCACUCCCAAUGGCAUCCGCGCUCUUUCCCGUCGACUACUCGGCGCUGAACGCACAGCCAGAGGACCUGGAACAAUACGCGCCUGAUGGCAAGACAACACGACGUAGCGUCAUCGUCUAGUCUCAUUUUUUUUAGCUUUAGCAACGAUAUGGCUUAUCUUGUUUACCACAAGGCGAAGAGUAGACUUGUAACACCAACCGACGAUUGCGGAACUGUUUUCUUGGCACAUUUGUUAAUAUACAUAUCACUGAUUGUGCUAAGUGCGGCUAUUUUAAGUCUAAUAAUAUUUACUAGGUUUCCACACUCACAUGAUGAUUGUUUUGUACAGCAUUAACUCUAUGCUUUCAAACUGUUAAUAUGACAAUCUGUACACACGACCAUUUUGAACACACCACACGUGAACAACUUAAUUUGUUGACUUAAUGUAAAGUAAUAAAUGUUAACAACGAAUUAAAAAACCAAACAGAAAAA
Messenger RNA from Dalotia coriaria, 1643 nucleotides. RefSeq lists its product as uncharacterized. NCBI's taxonomy places the organism in Eukaryota, Metazoa, Arthropoda, Insecta, Coleoptera, Staphylinidae. Bases 132 to 1292 code for a protein of 386 amino acids. The transcript is spliced from 5 exons. The record is from RefSeq and is a predicted model, not a curated record.